Molecule: messenger RNA, 743 nt
Organism: Carassius auratus (goldfish)
Lineage: Eukaryota; Metazoa; Chordata; Actinopteri; Cypriniformes; Cyprinidae
Product: adenosine kinase-like
Exons: 6
Coding region: 120-728 (202 amino acids)
Biological process (GO): purine nucleobase metabolic process; purine ribonucleoside salvage
Cellular component (GO): nucleus; cytosol
Molecular function (GO): adenosine kinase activity
Source: RefSeq, a predicted model, not a curated record
CGAUUCAGUGAAAAGAUUCGAAUCAAAAUAACUAAACGCCGGCUGCUGCGUCUCCAGAUGCUUCACUCGCGCAGCAAGGUGUUUGGAACGUAAUUGAGAGACCUCUAUCACACUACAGCAUGGCGUCCGAUGAACCUAAAGCCAAGAGGAUUAAACUCGAUGAAAAAAAGCUCAGUCAAAAUGCCCUUUUUGGGAUGGGAAACCCCCUGCUUGACAUCACUGCUGUGGUGGACAAAGACUUUCUAGACAAGUAUGGACUCAAGACGAAUGACCAGAUAUUAGCGGAGGAGAAACACAAGGAAAUGUUCGAAGAGUUAGUCAAGAAAUUCAAGGUUGAAUAUCACGCUGGAGGUGCCACUCAGAACUCUGUAAAAGUCGCACAGUGGAUGAUCCAGGAACCGCACAAUGUGGCCACCUUCUUCGGCUGCAUUGGGAAGGAUAAGUUUGGGAAGAUCCUUAAGGAGAAGGCAGAGGAGGCCCACGUGGACGCCCACUACUACGAGCAGAGCGAAGAGCCCACGGGGACGUGCGCUGCCUGCAUCACUGGCGACAACAGGUCUCUUGUUGCAAAUCUUGCAGCUGCUAAUUGCUACAAGAAAGAGAAACACCUCGAUCUGGAGGAGAACUGGAAACUUGUUGAGAAAGCCCAAGUUUACUACAUCGCUGUAAGUAGAACUGCCUCUCUUGACGCUUUUGCCUUGUUUGCAGUUUGUCACCACAUGAUGUGAUGUGUUAAAAUUCAG